Messenger RNA from Solea senegalensis (Senegalese sole), 5352 nucleotides. RefSeq names its product transmembrane protein 115 (gene tmem115). Lineage: Eukaryota; Metazoa; Chordata; Actinopteri; Pleuronectiformes; Soleidae. Bases 976 to 2142 code for a protein of 388 amino acids. Gene Ontology annotation, cellular component: Golgi apparatus; membrane. The record is from RefSeq and is a predicted model, not a curated record. Gene Ontology annotation, biological process: retrograde vesicle-mediated transport, Golgi to endoplasmic reticulum. The transcript is spliced from 3 exons.
CAGCGCAGGUCAGUAGCUGUGUGCUGCUGCUGCUUCUGAGAGGACGCGAAGGAGAGGAAGAAGGAGUAACUGUCCGCUAGAAAUGUUAAUCUAAAUGUUCCUGCCACAUGAAAUCCCAGAAGAACGGUAAAAUCAACAUACGAAGCGACUGGGGCAGUUCCGUUAGUCUCUCUUCUGACGCUGGCUCACAAACGUCUCUUAACAUUGUUUUGGAGGCCUGUUGCUAACUACGGGAAAUCCUCGGGUUAGCCCGGUAGACACCGAGCCGAAAGAGGACUCAGGCGAGCCGGAGCUAGAGCGUCGUGGUCUGGUGUGGUCGAAGCUGGUGUCUCUAUUUUACACGUAAACGAAGACGGGACCUCUCCUGCUCCGUGCCGGAUAUAAAUCAACGUAACGCGAGACGAUUCUAGUUUGACAGCUAGCUAACAUUAGCUUUGUCUCCUGUGUUUACAAGCCAAGUCGGUUGUUAUCUACUUCUUAGGAUUGACUAUAUUUGCUCUUUUGGCCUUGUACUUUAAUCUAAAGUGUGAAGGUCGCGAGCUCGACAUCAAGAUCAAAAGGUGUCCGAGCUAAAGUUACCACAUCUGUUUAUCUACCGCAGCGCAAAGUUUGUUAGCCUGUUGGAUACUUAUGAUCAGUCUCGUUGCUUUGUCUUCACUGAACUUAAGUGUUUGAAUGUCAGAGAAAGUUAAAUAAUUAGUUCAACUAUUAAGUCGCGUAUCGAUUUGUUUAUUAUAACAAAGAGUGUUCAGAAGAAAUUGGCAUAAACUGAGUUGAUUAAUGAAAGCAUCUUUGCUCAUUUGAAUAUCCCGGAUGAAGGAUCAAAGAGAGGUGUGGACACUGAUGCUGCCAGGUGUCUCUUGUUCUGCUUGGCAUUAUUAAUCUUGCACCAGCAUCCAACAUCUGCUGCACCAGGAGCAACGCUUCUGCUUGAGCUGAUCUGCUCAAGAAGGAACAUCUUCACAACAGACCACAAUGAAUCGUUACCUGCCAGUGGCAAGGCAGCACUUCCUUGCUGCUCUUGCCAGCACCAGUGUAGUGGUGAAAACUAUAAGUGCUGUGGUAAUACUCCUGUACCUGUUGUCAUGGGCUGUUGACACUCCAUACUCACUGGGGGUGACCCCGGGAUACCUUUUUCCACCCAAUUUCUGGGUGUGGACACUGGUGACGCAUGGGGUGGUGGAGCAGCAUUUCUGGGGUGUGGCAGCCAAUGUGGGGACAGUCCUGGCCUGUGGGCGUCUCCUGGAGCCUCUGUGGGGUGCCCUGGAGCUCCUGAUCUUUUUUGCAGUGGUUAAUGUGUCUGCAGGCCUCCUGGCAGGACUCUCCUACCUCCUCACCUAUGUGGCCACCUUUGACCUGGACUUCUUGUUUGCUGUGCGCGUCCAUGGAGCUGCCGGGUUCCUUGGAGGUGUCCUAGUAGCACUGAAACAAACCAUGGGGGAUACUACAGUGCUCAGAGUGCCGCAGGUGAGACUCAAAGCAGCCCCAGCGUUGGUCCUCCUCCUCUUGGCCUUACUGCGUCUCUCUGGGCUGCUUGACAGUGCCGCCCCUCUGGCUGGGUACAGCUACGGUGCCCUUUCUGGCUGGGUCUACCUGCGUUUCUACCAGAGGCACAGUCGGGGUCGCGGGGACAUGUCUGACCACUUUGCCUUUGCAAGUUUCUUCCCUGAGGCGCUCCAGCCGGCCGUGGGGCUGUUGGCAGGGCUGGUACAUGCAGGUCUGGUGAAGUUGAAAGUGUGCAGGAAGAUGGUGAAGCGAUACGAUGUUGGGGCGCCCUCUUCCAUCACUAUCAGCCUGCCAGGGACAGACCCACAAGAUGCCGAGAGGAGGAGACAACUGGCCCUCAAAGCUCUGAACGAGCGUCUAAAGCGGGUGGAGGACCAGAGUGCAUGGCCCAGCAUGGAUGACGAGGAAGAUGAUGACGAGGACGAGGUCAGAACUGACAUGCAGCCUCUCCUACCAGGUGGGCGUGACCCCUCCGCCUCCUCUAUGUUGAGACCAGCAGGGGGAAACAUAGGCACUUCUCUUGCCUCCUCCUCCUCAUCCUCCUUGUCACAGAGUGGCGGAGCACCAUCCCCAGGCGGAGCACAGCACCCAGAGUCCAGCAUUAUCAGCUUCGAGGAUGCGCCAUCCAGAUCGUAACAAAUAGAACGGGCACGAGUACGGAUAUUCACGGCGUGUUUGAUGUCACUGGCAGGUACUAGCGUUCAGUGUCUCUGGCUAGUAAACUAAUAUAUUUGGUGUCAGCGAUUAGGCAUACUCUCAGUAUCACACACAAAAAAACGACACCUUUGACCAGUUCAUACACAGCAGUCGUGUGCAUACAAACACUCUGUUAAAGUCACCAUGAAGCUCAGAGGGUUGAUAACUGUACAGCGCUUUCAGUUUGUUCGACAUUUUGGUUAUAGAUGCUCAGUGACACUUCAUUCUCUCUUGUCCAGUCUUAAUGCUGACUUGCGGAGUUCGGUCCACUGCUUCGUGUAUCUCUCUUGGUUUCUAAGUAAAUAACAAAAUGGGUUUACAAUAUUCUCUUUGUAAGUCGUGCUAAGAGCAGCCCAUAUUCUUCUCUGAUUGCUUGCUACAAGAAAGUCUUCAGUGACAGACUCGUAAUUUUUGAUUCUAGAUGAAAUGCCAACUAUUCGUGCACCGGUUUGUUAAGUGCUAAAGUGACUUUCGCGUUGGGUUUACUGGUUCAUUUGGAAAGCAUGUGGACCAGGGGAAAGACGCUGCUGCAGGUCUGACCUGCUGAAGAACUAUGAUACACACUUCAAGCUUUGAAGAGUUGCCAGGUGGGUCUCUGGAACCGCAGGCAAAGAAAUUGACUGUGUAAUCUUUCUUUUCUUUUUCUUUUUUUUCUUAACUGUUGCUCAGUUGAAAUCUUUAAGCUAUUUUUUUUCUCCACCAUGUUCAUCCUUGAAGAAAAUCAAGAAAACAAACUUUGUAUCUGUGCUUUAACAGGAAAUGUAAAGGGUGUUACUCUCAUACACAGAUCUGCAGGUGAUCAUUAUAAUCCCAGUGAAUAGUGAGUUGCAGAUUCAUAGUUUGUAACCGACGUGUCAGACACUGAAUGAUGAAGAUAAAUGACUUCAUAGACACAGGUGACUUGGUCACGUCUCGCAUCUAAACUUGCAGUGCUCGGCUGAGGGCAGGGAUGAAUCAUUUCUUCGAGAAGUUGAAGAGCAAUUGAAAUGAUUAAAAUGAAUCACAAAUUCCUUGCGACGGAGAAGGUUAGUGAUACAGUUGUUUUUCGGGCGGCAGUCACUGUACCGUCAUAUGAUCAUGGCACCUAUCCUAGUUUUUCCUUGUUGAUUAAGUCGUUCACAGCCACUAAAUUAUUCUAGAUGGUGAGAAACUGAAGUGUGAGCCUGUGAUCACAAGGUUAAAAGUGGCUGCAAUUUAGAUGAGAAAUGGCACCUCUCUACAUAGUGCACAUAGGUAAUUGUUUAUUGAGGUGACAUUAAAGCCAUCCUCGGUCCUUUAAAUGCAAACUCAAUCUUAAGCUGUCUUUCUGGAAGAACAAGCUGAGUAAAUUAGGUUUCAGGUUGGCUGGGAAGCCAAAUUUCACAAACUAAAAAGACAUACAUGCAUACAUACAUUACAGCACCUUGCAUACAGAGGACUGAGAAGCAAUAUGACAUUUUGGGAACUGCUCAGAAUGUUUGGAUUAAAUCAAGAAAGAUACCAUUACAUGUUUAAGUCAGAUAUAUUGCGGUUUAUUUCAUAUUCAGAAAUGAGUUUUGUGCAGACUAAUCUUGGAGUGGCCUUACUGAUGUUUGUAUUUUCACCCACCGAGGGGGCAUGCAGUAAAAUCACAUUGACCAAAAGACCAAAAUCAGCAAAUCAAAUGGAACAAAAGGCGGGGAAGGUUAUUUAUUAUUACCUUCAUGUGUUCUUGUUUUAACCAGCAGCUGGGAUUGGAUUUAAAAUCAGCAGAACUUAAACAAACCUCCAGCUAUUGUGAUCCGAGUUAAACACAAAACAACAGUUCACACGGGACAAUGUAGAGCUACGGAAAUAUCCUGCAUCCAUCCAUCCAGAAUGCUGAGAUAAUCAAGGCAGUGGUUUUAACUUCUUCUACUCUGGGAGCAUAAUCUAAAUAAGAACUACAAAUUCAGAUUAAAUAUAUAGAGGAAGGGUUUGCUUUUAACUGAUGGAAAUGUGUUGUAUUAGGGAAGUAAUAAGCCAUAUUAGUGAGAUGAAUCUUUGUGAUCUGUCCUGUGUCUCUCCCUGUUCCUUCCUCUCUGUGCUCUUCUUAGCAGAUGUUUACGUUGGAUGAGUGGAGCCAUUCUUUAAGUAAAUAUGGAUGAAUGAUAGUAUUUAAAAGGAUGAAUGAAUGGACAGACUUGUCUUUCUAAUGCAGUUUCACUGUGGAGAAGGUUGAGCUUCAGUCAAAUAUCUGAAAUCUUAAACUGCCUCCUUCCCUCAAAAGUAUUCACAGUAGAGAUGGAGGAAAAUGGUCAAAACAAAUAUGAAGAGAAGCUGCUGAUAAAAACAUUACAAUCACAGUUCAUGUUUUCAUUCGCAUACAUUUUUUGUCUUUUGAGCUCAGCGGAGCCUGCAUCACACAACACGUCGUAACAUGGACGCAUGCUGAGAAAAGGUGUGAAGUUGUGAAAUAUGGUCAAAUGUUGUUUUAUGAUGUAGCAAAAGGUGCAGGGGUAUUUAAUACUGUCUGCUGCAUGGGUAAUCUGACUUUUAUCCUCCAACAGCCCCUGUUCUGUCUUCUUAUUUUGUCAUUGUACCUCUAUAUUCAGAUUUGUUCUGUUCUGAACAUGCUCAUAGAGAAGUUAGGAGUGUAGUCACAAACUGUCCGUAUGAACAGUGCCACUGUUUAGUACAUACAAAAGUUACAUGUAAAGAAUUAUGUUCACAAGCAGUAGUUAUGACACUUCAGUGGCCAAUGAAAGCGCACCAAAAUGCUGUCGUAGCAGCUUGGUGACAAACCAUUGUUUGCAAAAGUGUAUUUUUUUCCCCCCAUACAUCAGUAUCGUGUCAUUACAUUUUAUUUGUUUUUUUUGUUUUUUUAUUAUUUAUUAAGUAUAAUUGGUCAAAAAAUGGCUGUGGGGUUAACACCAGUGUCCAUGAUUUGUAGUUCUCUGUUUAUCUGAUUCAAACUGAUUAUAGUGCUCUGACUUAUGUUGGCAAAGCUGGACAUUGAAACAUUUUUCUCUGAUUACAAAAAAUUCUUUCCACAGGUUGUGACCCUACUUUUGCACCAACAGACCUUGUUGACACUAAUGACAGUCUCUCUCUCUCUUUCUCUGUACUGUGGCUGUUCCACAGAUUUCUCUUGUUGUAGUUUUCAGAUAUAUUUCUUUAUCUCUGUACAAAUUAAAAGAUGAUUGUAUGAAA